Messenger RNA from Camarhynchus parvulus, 1653 nucleotides. It is a transcript of the gene LYRM7, whose product is annotated as LYR motif containing 7. The record is from RefSeq and is a predicted model, not a curated record. NCBI's taxonomy places the organism in Eukaryota, Metazoa, Chordata, Aves, Passeriformes, Thraupidae. Bases 653 to 1204 code for a protein of 183 amino acids. The transcript is spliced from 5 exons. Gene Ontology annotation, biological process: mitochondrial respiratory chain complex III assembly.
CGGCGCGGGACGGUGCCGGCGGCGGGCGCCAUGGGGAGCCGCGGGCAGGCGAGUUACACACACACAAAAACACACACAAAUACACACAAACACACACAAACGCACGUACUCUGUCCGUGCUGGGAGAUUGCAGCUUUGUAGCUUUUGUCGAGCCAAAAACCAUAGACUUUCAGGACAAGAAAAUAAAAAACUAGGUAAAGGAAUGUAGCGGUUUGCGCGCAAAGGCCAUUGCGGGAAAAGAAAGCGAGAAGUGUGAUAAGCAGAGGGUAAAAUACAUCAGAAGCACGUGAGAGUAAGCUAGGGAAAAACAGGGACCUAAGAAUUAAUAAGCCCUUUCAUUACUGCUGUGUAAUUUCCUGUCGGUGCCUCUUUCGGAAGUGUCUUGAAGCCUAGUUUGGGGAGUACAGUCGACGGGUAUUGGCGGAGCUCUCUGUUAAUGCAGGUGGCUGUAGAGGUCAGAGGUGUCUGCAUUAAUACAUCCUGAUCAAGACCAUCUAGUUCAGCUUUUCACCAUUGCGGCUGGCGUCGUGAAAAGUUUCCAGGAGGGGUUUGGAGAAGUUGAACCAGAGAAUAUCCUUGGCUGGAAGAGAGCCACAAAAAUGAUGGAGUCCAGCCCCUGGUCUUGCACAGGACCAUCUCCAGGAGUCACACCAUGUACCUGAGGAAGUUGUGCAUAAGCCUCCUGAACUCUUGUCAGGCUGGUGCUGUGACCCCUGGCCUGGGGAGCCUGUUCAGUGCCCAGACACCUUUUGGUAAAGAACCUUCUCCUGAUAGCCAGCGUGAGUGUCCCCUGACACAACUUCAGGCCAUUCCCUUGAAUCCUGUCACUGGAUACCAGAGAGGGGAUUGGUGCCCCUCCUUCUCCUCUUGUGAAGAACCUAGAACAUGGACUUCUCUAUGGGUUUUGAAGCUUUUUAAGUUGUUACACAGAACACGGCAAGAAGUUUUUAAAAAUGAUACCAAAGCUCUCGAAGCUGCGAGACAAAAGAUAAAUGAAGAAUUCAGAAAUAACCGAGACGAGGCAUCUGAAGAGAAGAUUAAUGAGCUUCUUAAAAUCGCUUCAGAUGUUGAAGUGAUUCUCAGAACUUCUGUUAUUCAGGCGGUUCACACAGAUUCUGACAAAAUAGUACUCAUACCCAGGAAAGAUUUGCUACAGGACAACACUCCCUACUUAGAUAAACCAACAAAAAAGCAAGAAUCCUGAGGAAAUAUUGUUACCAGGAAAAAAGAGACUGAAAUCAACUCACUGAUUUUAUUGAGUGCUGGUAUAUCAUCAUGCACUUGUUCUGUGGAAGAUAGUAAUACUUUCACAGAACUUUAAAGUACACUCAUGAAUUGUGUUACUUCAGCCAGGAAUGUUUCUGAUUAUGACAGUUCUCAGACAGAGAUUGUUUCCCAGCAAUCCAGAGUUGUUCAAAGCUAUAUAAAAAUUAAAUUGAGUACUGAAUACUGAUAAUAUUUAUUUUUAAGUUUAUUGUCAAUCAUAAGCUUCUUUGAAGUAAUGAAAAAUCAUCUUGUGGCAUUUAAUGUUACAUAUAUGCUUUGUACCAACAGCAUGAUUUCUGAAGUUGUCAUUAAUUGUACACUAGUAUAUUGUGAUGCUUGAGAGCAUUCUUAAAUGUUUAUCUGAAUAAAUUAUUUGUGUUUUACAGA